This is a messenger RNA of Dicentrarchus labrax (European seabass), 884 nucleotides long. RefSeq names its product prolactin-like. The transcript has 6 exons. The coding region runs from base 84 to 776 and encodes 230 amino acids. Gene Ontology annotation, biological process: response to nutrient levels; positive regulation of receptor signaling pathway via JAK-STAT. The record is from RefSeq and is a predicted model, not a curated record. Gene Ontology annotation, cellular component: extracellular region. Lineage: Eukaryota; Metazoa; Chordata; Actinopteri; Moronidae. Gene Ontology annotation, molecular function: hormone activity.
UUAUAUGAAGCUGAGGGGGUCUUUGAAUAGAUAAGCUUCUGCGCCCUCUGCUCAGAGACAGGAGUUUCUCCACGCCCUGCAGAAUGCCUGGAAAAAUCCGAUCAGUGUCUGUCGUGUGGGUUGUGUUGGUCUGUGUGUCGUUUUGCAGCAGACUGACCGGUGUAGGUGCAGCACCCAUCUGUACCAAUGCCCAAGCUGGGUGCCACGUCCUGUCCCUGGCCAACCUGUUUGACCGGGUCAUCCAACACUCAGCCAGGAUGCAUGGCAUUUCAAAUGACCUUCACUCCGAGUUUGAGCAGUACUUCCUGCCCAGUAAGAAUCAGAUUGGCCGGGUCAGUCGCAACUGUCACACCUCCACCAUCCUCACCCCAAAUGGCAAAGAGAACGCUCAGAGAAUGGCGAGAGAGGAGCUGACGGAGGUGAUUCUGAAGCUCCUGAUGGCGUGGAGGGAUCCUCUGUGGCAUUUCCACCAGAGCAUGGCUCACCACCAUGAUUUCAACAACUUCAGCUCCAAUAAAGCUCUUGAGAUGAGUGACAUGGUGCAUGAGCUAGGCAAAGGUGUAGAGAAAGUGGCUGAGAAGAUGCAGAUGUUGGGUAUGAUAAGUAACUCUGUCAGCAGCCUGGCUUCUCCUGAGGGUUUGUUGCCAUCAGACAGUGCCGAGUGGCACCUGAUGAAAGACUAUGACCUCCUCUACUGCUUCCGCCGAGACUCCAACAAGGUCCAGAACUACCUGAAGAUCCUCAAGUGUCGAAUCAUUCCAGAGCAUGGAUGCUGAAGGCAGGAAAACAAUGGAGGGUAUGGGAUGAUAACUGAUAUGUUCACUCCUACCAUGACUGAAGUGCUACUGGGACCCAAAGACUCUGCCCACCCCCUGCUUCAUGCC